AAUGAAAUAUACUGUCUAUUCUCCAAACAAAAAAUUGCACUGCUUAAACAGAGAUGGAUAAUAAUAGUUGUAUAUAUUAUUUAGUAAAUGUUUUAAAGGUUGUCACCUGAGGAAAAACAUGAUUAAAAAGUUCAAGGUUUGUUACAAAUGAUAGAUUCACAAUUUGAGAGCAUGCAUUAUUAUCAAAGCUCCUUAGAAAACUAACCGAAUUUCAGAACUGAACCUAACGAUUAUUUGAUUGAUAGCCAUCAAACUAAAACUGUUAGACACUUCAAAUCGUAAGAUAAUAUUUCCAAAACUGCUCUUUCUAAUCUCCUUAACCUAGUGGAUACUAACAUUUUAAAAUCAACAAAAUUAAAUCAUUCUAAAUCUAAUGCUAAUAAUAAGUAUAAAAUAUUAGAAUUUUUAGUGAGGAUUUCCACUCUAAAUAUAAAAAACCUAUUAAAACUGAUUGUUCAGUUGGAUUUUAAAAUGACUCAUAGGAAGAUCGAAUCAAGACAUAAAUGUCCAAUAUUUCUAUUUAAGAUGCUUCUGUAUAAACAAAGCCAAAAAAGUAAAAAAAAUUGGGUUUUUUCACUUAUGAAAUCUCUUACUUAUCACCUAAAUGCAAAAAUUGUGGUUCUGAAAAGAAAAUGUUAGAAGAUAAAAGCAUUUAAAAUUAAAGAGCUCAAAGUAAUUAUGUAAAUGCUUUUAAAGAGUGUACAAAAAAUGAAAGUGUAUAAAAAUGCUUUUUCUCGAAAUUAAACAAUAAUAAGUUUAUAUAAAAUUUAAUUAUUAUUAGAAACAAAUAAGAAUUUAUAGUUGAUCAAAAAAUUGAAGAUUAACUAUUUAGUACAAAUUCUAUUGCUAAAGAAAUCAAAUAUUAACCAUAAUUCUAACCAAAUAGUCCCAAAGAUUUAUCUUUUCAAUAAGCAAUUAAGAAAAAUAAAUCUUAAAAGAAUUUUACUCAAUUAGCACAAGAAGUUAAAAUUAUAUCACCUCCAAAAUAAGGACUAUUUAUGAACUCUAAUAUCAAAUAAUAAAAGAAAGUAAUGGCAUAACCAUACAAGCUAAUUUCUUAAAAAAUGAAAUAAAAAACAUAGAUCAGUUGA
Messenger RNA from Paramecium pentaurelia, 1091 nucleotides. Lineage: Eukaryota; Ciliophora; Oligohymenophorea; Peniculida; Parameciidae. The record is from the annotation of a GenBank genome assembly.